AUGGCUGAAGUUCUUAUUAUUGCUGCGAGUGAGUCCUUAAUGAACAGGUUGGUUUCUAUUACCUCCGAUGGGAUAUAUCUUGUUGGGAGUGUCAAAGAUGAAAUGCUAAAACUCCAAGGAACUUUACUCGGUAUUCAAGGUGUAUUAAGUGAUGCAGAGAAAAAACAAGUAGAGAAAGAUGCAGUGAAGAUUUGGCUUCGAGAACUUAAAGACAUAAUCUAUGAAGCUGAAGACAUAUUGGAUGGAUUCGCUUAUGAAACUGUGAGGCGUAGAAUGCUUAUUCAAGUGGCAAAAGAAAAAGACAUGUUCUGUUUCGAUGUCAGCACUCGGAGAAAUACUACAAGUAAUGAUAAUGUUAUCAGAAUCGGAGGAACUUCAUCCCUUGUAGGUGACUCAAAUCUUAUCGGAAGGGAAAACGAUAAGUCAAAGAUAAUAGAUGUAUUAACCAAUAUCUCUAACAGUGAACAGAUUUACCGUAUACUUCUCAUCGUUGGCAUGGGGGGAAUUGGCAAGACCAAACUUGUUCAAAGUGUCUAUGGUGAUAACGUUGUCAUACGUCAUUUCGAGAAAAGACUGUGGGUAUGCAUAUCUCAAAAUUCUAAUCUGAAGCAGAUUUUUGGACAGUUAUUAGAAUCCAUUACCGGAACGAAGAAAGAUAUUUCAAACUUGGAUGUCAUGGUGAAUAGCCUCAAAGAAAACCUUCAAAAUAAGAGAUAUCUGAUAGUUCUUGAGGAGAUGUGGAACAACAAGCACAAUGAGUGGGACGAUAUGCUGAAAACUUUGUUGCCCAUUGGGGCUCAUGGAAGCAAGGUAAUCGUGACAACACGAAGUAAUGAAGUUGCUUUAGUGACAAGGUCUGUAUACAGAUAUAGUUUUAACCGGUUGUCCGACCAAGAAUGUUGGAGGCUCUUCGAGAAAAUUGCUUUUGGGUCUGGAGGAGUAGAGAAGACGGAAAAAUUAAUCAAGAUCGGAAAGAACAUUGCGAAAAAGUGUGGAGGAUUGCCAUUAGCAACAAAGCUUCUUGGGGGUAUGAUGUACUCCAAAAGGGGUGAGAAUGAGUGGCUGUCAGUUGAAAAUAACAACAUAUGGAAUCAUCCCGAAGGCGAAGAAAAGAUUAUAAAGAUACUGAAGCUAAGGUAUGAUCACCUGGAGCCACAUUUAAAACAAUGUUUUGCACACUGUUCUCUAUUCCCGAAAGAUCACAUUUUCAAAAGAAAGAAAGUAAUUCAGCUGUGGAUGGCCGAAGGGUUCCUCCUUAGUCCCAGUAAAGAAAGCGCAGAAAUGGAGAAGAUCGGUAAUGAAUAUUUUAACACUUUGCUGAGAUAUUCAUUCUUCCAAGAUGAGCAGAAAAAUGAGUUGGGAGGUGUCAAGUCGUGUAAGAUGCAUGAUCUUGUGCAUGACCUUGCACAAUCCGUUGCUAGAACUGAAUGCUCGAUGAUAAAUCUUAACAAGAUACCAGAAGUGGAAAUUAACAGUCUUCGGCGUGUAAGUUUGUUCUUUGAAGAUGAGUUCUCAUUUGUGGCUAUGGAGUUGUCCAAGGUGAAGAAAUUGCGGACGUUCAUUUCUACUACACCGGAAUUCAUUGAUCAUACUUAUGCCAUGCAGAUUUUCAUGAACUUUAGUCACAUACGUGUUCUGGACAUGAGCUGCAACGCGAUCACCGAGUUACCUCCAUCAAUUGCAAAGUUAAAACACUUACGGUACCUCAAUCUCUCAAACUCUCGGUUAUCUAAAUUACCUAACUCUAUUACUACUCUCUACCAUCUGCAAAGUUUGAUUCUGAAGAAUUGUUUUGAGCUGAAAGAUCUUCCUCGGGGCAUGAAAAAGCUUAUCAACUUGAGACAUCUUAUUAUCUGUAAAAGUCAAGCUAAUGCAUGGAUACCUCCAAUGCCAAGGGAGGUAAGAAAUUUAAGUUGCCUCCGAUAUUUGCCGGUAUUUGUUGUAGGGAAAGACAGUGGAUUUCGUAUCGAAGAAUUGAGAGACCUAAAUCUUCUUGCUGGUAAAUUACAAAUUCAUAAUUUGGAGAAUGUAAGAGAUGGAAAUGAUGCCCACGGUGCCUGUUUAAAAGACAAACAACAUAUUGUUAGGCUGGACCUAUAUUGGAUCGAAAACGAAACAUUAAGUGCGAAUAUUCCUUCGCUCGGGUCACUUCCUUUUCUUAAGGUUCUCAAAAUAGUAGGACUUGUUGGUGUGCAAACUAUUGGCAGUGAGUUCUACGGUAACAACAAGGGCAAGGCGUCUUCUUUCCCAUCUCUGGAAAAACUCUCUCUAAUUGGUAUGCCAAAUUUGCUAGAAUGGUCAGAUCACAUUUCGUCAUCACCAUCUUCUACUUCUUCAUUUCCUUCAUGUUUUCCUCGCCUAGAGCGGCUGGAGAUCAAGGCGUGCCAUAAAUUAACGGUCAUGCCAAACCGGUUUGCAUCUCUCAAAGUACUGAAGCUUGAACAUUGCAAUGGCGAACCAGUAAGCUCAUUGGUAGAAAGCAAUUUAACAUCCCUGAUGUCCGUGGACAUUGCGUUCUGUAAGGAGCUUGUGUUUCUUCCUCGCGGAUUGCUUAGAGGAAAUAAUAUGCUUCAAAGUCUUGAGGUGUCUAAUUGCGAAAUGUUUCAAGGCUUUAUUCCGGACCAAGAGCUUGAGGAGGAGGAUGACAAGGAGCAAAGGCAUGUACUUAAGAUUUCCACUUCUAGGUUUAUUUGGGCCUAUAGAUUACUUCAUAUACCCAGUAAAAAAGGGCAAGGGGUGUCUAAAUUUGCUGAAACUACCAAUUUACCCUCUAUUAAAUAUUAA
This is a messenger RNA of Papaver somniferum (opium poppy), 2784 nucleotides long. Its product is annotated as putative disease resistance protein RGA3. Gene Ontology annotation, molecular function: ADP binding; protein binding. Gene Ontology annotation, biological process: defense response to other organism. The transcript has 3 exons. The coding region runs from base 1 to 2784 and encodes 927 amino acids. Lineage: Eukaryota; Viridiplantae; Streptophyta; Magnoliopsida; Ranunculales; Papaveraceae. The record is from RefSeq and is a predicted model, not a curated record.